AUGGACUCCAGUAAAAAUGAUUUAAAACAAGGGAAACAGCCUACUAAGUUAGUAGGUGCAGAAGAACAACAUGACUAUCAACCGAAAACAUUAGGAGACAAGGAAAAGAAUGGUCGAUUUGCCUAUUUGCCCAUCUUUCCAGUUCAAAUUGUUGGCAAAAAUGAAUAUCUACUUUUGGCUAAUGUACCAGUAACUUGUCUUACAUCAAAUGAAAUUGCUCGACGUGAAAAUGGAGCAUAUACAUCUGAUGCUCUGAUGUUGAUGAAUAUGUAUGAGUAUGGUGAUAUAUUUAGUUUAUCUGAAGAAGAUGUAGAAAAACUAGCUACACAUUUAAAAAUCGGCAAAUCAAUUAUUACUUUUAAUGCUGAUCGACUUCGUUGCAUUUCUUGUACUCUUUUUGCAUUACAUGAAUCAUUUCGACGAAAUAUUUUAUUUAAGAAAGAUGUUGCCUUGAAAGAACCAACACUCAAUUCAAAACAAAUGGCUAUAGCAUUAGAAUUCUAUUUACAAAUAGAUGUGGAUCUAUUCUAUAUGAAAACAUGUUCAUUUCGUGGAGCUCUACAUCGAUCUGAUCUAGAAGGUUUAUUCUGUAGCAAAGAUGAACCACAAGCAAAUUAUUCUAUGAUUCCAUGUCAGAAUCCGUUUUGUACAUGUUGUCAUCCAGUAAAUAAUGAGAAAAAAACACAACCAUGGCCAGUUGUUAAUUUUGCUUCAAGUUCAAUGCAUCAAUUUAUUAAUGGAUAUACAACAUAUCUCAACUGUCCAGCUACUUGUAAUACAACAAAUAUCAUCUAUACGAUGACAUGUCCAUGUGGUCAAUAUGAUUAUGUAGAUUCAACUGCAGAAACAUUGGCUGAUGCGAUGGCAUAUCAUCGAAAACAUGGCAAUCGAAUUAUACAUGAAACAUUAACUGGUAGUUCAAUAUUUCCAUAUAUGACACACAAUUCUUUCGAAUUCGAAAGAAAAAUAACUCGUAAAAUGCGUCUCUAUCAACAUUCUGCUCGAUGUCCAAUAGCACUUCGUUUAUUUCUCGAUUGUAAUCCUAAUUAUUGGUGUUUUAUUCCUUUGCUUGUUGAUGAAGCAGGAGCAGAAAACAAGGCCUAUGUACAAGAAAGAACUCCUUGUUCUACUUCUUCCAAUGAAGCAGCAGCAGCAGCAACAACAACAACAACAAAUGUUGAAGUGAAUGUUGUACUCGAUAUGGUUCAUCGUAUGCAUGGUAAUCGUAAAGUAGCUUCUUGUCUUCAACAAGUACCAUUGGCACCAGCUAAAUAUGUCUUUUCCUAUGAUCAAAGAGAACAACAACGUUUAUUUUUCGAACAAUUUCUUGCAUCUGAUGUUGAUCAACGACCUUAUUCUGUAGUAGAUUUGUAUCAUGUAGCUAUUAUUGCUGUUCUACCCGAUAAUUGUUCGAUUAUAUUACGAUAUCUGAUUGAAACAUUAUUUAUAAUUCAUGGCGAAACAAAAUUGAAUAUGAUUUGUCCUAUUGGUGGUGAUCCUCAACAACAUUAUGGUUAUCCAUAUAGUCUUGUUUGGUGUAAGAAUUUAAAUCGUCCAUACAUGAUACCAGGAACAUCAAUUCAAACCGACAACAAUAUAUAA
Molecule: messenger RNA, 1602 nt
Organism: Rotaria sordida
Lineage: Eukaryota; Metazoa; Rotifera; Eurotatoria; Philodinida; Philodinidae
Source: the annotation of a GenBank genome assembly